Messenger RNA from Acaulospora morrowiae, 194 nucleotides. Lineage: Eukaryota; Fungi; Glomeromycota; Glomeromycetes; Diversisporales; Acaulosporaceae. The record is from the annotation of a GenBank genome assembly.
AUGCCCAACACUAACACCAGCACAGCAGUGCAUCAAACAGAUAUGAAAAUCAAUAAGCAAAGCAUGAAUCCAAGCCAAUAUGAACUAACUAACUCCACCCUUUCCACAAAUCCAACCUCAUGGGCAGAUGAAGUUGACGAAGAAACAACAGAUAGAUCAACACCCCCUUUACUAUUGAAGCUGACAUCAGGAGA